AUGGUCGUCCAUAAGGGGUCCACGGCCCUUACCCCGGUACUAGAGAGCCGGGACCGAACCAGCUCAACACUGACGGGACAAAAAAGGGUCUCCGUGAAACUCACGCCAGACAAGGGAACAUCGCCUGCAUACAAACACCCAUGGAAGAACCGGAAGGCACUUAGCGAGGACUACGAUGGACCAAUUUCUGGCCGAGAGGGAUGGUGGCGCACCUACAUCCGGGAAACACCACUGCCUGGUUCAUACGAGACCGAAGACUUUUUAGUAGACUUAGAAAAACGGCCACACACCUACAGAUUUAAGUCGGACGGUCGGAAGAUCGACGCCCAUCCCCACGGGAAGGGAGCGUUACUUCUACCCGGGGCCUACGAGAUACAACCUUUCACAAAGAGACUGGAACAACUGCCGGCGACUUACAAUUUCAAAGCAAUAGACAGAGGACAGCGCGAUUUUAAUUUCGGACGGAAAGACAAGGACAUCAACGUUAGUCCAAAUGCCUACGAGAUGGACAAAUAUUUAACAGUAGCAGUAGAUAAACAGCCCUCAAAACAUUCUAUGUUCAAAUCACAAGCGAAACGAUUUCCAACGAUGCCAUUUAAACCGAGAACAGGUCCCGGUCCUGGUAACUAUGAAUAUUCACCAGAGCUGCCACUACAUCCGGUGUCGUCCAGCUUCAAGUCAAAAACACCACGAUUCUCAAGUUCACACACGAGAGUACCUGGACCUGGAACAUAUGCCAAAACACAUCAGUACCCAAUGAACAAGAACAUCUCGAAUAUGGGAAGACAACACGGACUUUUCUUUACAAGUGCCUUCCAGGCCUAAAAAAGGGCCAGGGUCAUCGUUCGAACUCUGACCUGAUUUCCAUCUUAGAAAUCAAGCUGUUAUUAUCUUGAUACUGUAUAUCUCCUCUUCAUCCUGUUACCAAUCUCUGU
Messenger RNA from Ylistrum balloti, 935 nucleotides. Its product is annotated as protein STPG4-like. The record is from RefSeq and is a predicted model, not a curated record. Bases 1 to 825 code for a protein of 274 amino acids. Gene Ontology annotation, cellular component: female pronucleus; male pronucleus; germinal vesicle. Gene Ontology annotation, molecular function: chromatin binding; histone binding. Lineage: Eukaryota; Metazoa; Mollusca; Bivalvia; Pectinida; Pectinidae. Gene Ontology annotation, biological process: epigenetic programing of male pronucleus. The transcript is spliced from 8 exons.